CCCCCGAGGCACCCUCUGGCCGUCUCUGCCGCGGCUACGGCCUGGGCGGACGGUGCGCCUUGCGCAGGCGCGAAGCCUAGACCUCGCUGCAGCCCCCCCAUCGCCUCCGGGAGUCGCACCCAGGGAGGUCGCCUGCUGGCGCGUCAGUGCUCUCCCCCUCGUCUGCCCUCCCCGGUCCCCCCAGCACCCUACGCGCCCCGAUGGCGGAGUUGCGGCCUAGCGGCGCCCCCGCUCCCACCGCGCCCCCGGCCCCUGGCCCUACAGCCCCUCCGGCCUUCGCCUCGCUCUUCCCCCCGGGACUGCACGCCAUCUACGGAGAGUGCCGCCGCCUUUACCCAGACCAGCCGAACCCGCUCCAGGUUACCGCUAUCGUCAAGUACUGGUUGGGUGGCCCAGACCCCUUGGACUAUGUUAGCAUGUACAGGAAUGUGGGGAGCCCUUCGGCCAACAUCCCUGAGCACUGGCACUACAUCAGCUUUGGCCUGAGUGAUCUCUAUGGCGACAACAGAGUCCAUGAAUUCACAGGAGCAGAUGGACCUAGUGGUUUUGGCUUUGAGUUGACAUUUCGUCUGAAGAGAGAAACAGGGGAGUCUGCGCCCCCAACAUGGCCAGCAGAACUAAUGCAAGGCUUGGCCAGAUAUGUGUUCCAGUCAGAGAACACCUUCUGCAGCGGGGACCACGUGUCUUGGCAUAGCCCUUUGGAUAACAGUGAGUCGAGAAUUCAGCACAUGUUGCUGACAGAGGACCCGCAGAUGCAGCCCGUGCAGACACCGUUUGGGGUGGUUACCUUCCUCCAGAUUGUUGGCGUCUGCACCGAGGAGCUCCACGCAGCCCAGCAGUGGAAUGGGCAGGGCAUCCUGGAGCUGCUGCGGACAGUACCCAUCGCUGGCGGCCCCUGGCUGAUAACUGACAUGAGGAGGGGAGAGACCAUAUUUGAGAUCGAUCCACACCUGCAACAGGAGAGAGUUGACAAAGGCAUUGAGACGGACGGGUCCAACCUGAGCGGUGUCAGCGCCAAGUGUGCCUGGGAUGACCUGAGCCGGCCCCCCGAGGACGACGAGGACAGCCGGAGCAUUUGCAUCGGUACUCAGCCCCGGCGGCUCUCUGGCAAAGACACGGAGCAGAUCCGGGAGACCUUGAGGAGAGGACUUGAGAUCAACAGCAAACCCGUCCUUCCGCCAAUCAACCCCCAGCGGCAGAACGGCCUCACCCACGACCGGGCCCCGAGCCGCAAAGACAGCCUGGAAAGUGACAGCUCCACGGCCAUUAUUCCCCAUGAGCUGAUCCGCACGCGGCAGCUCGAGAGCGUACAUCUGAAAUUCAACCAGGAGUCAGGAGCCCUCAUUCCUCUCUGCCUAAGGGGCAGGCUCCUGCACGGACGGCACUUUACAUAUAAAAGUAUCACAGGUGACAUGGCCAUCACCUUUGUCUCCACGGGAGUAGAAGGCGCCUUUGCCACCGAAGAGCACCCUUACGCAGCUCAUGGACCCUGGCUACAAAUUCUGUUGACUGAAGAGUUUGUAGAGAAAAUGUUGGAGGACUUGGAAGAUUUGACUUCUCCAGAGGAAGUAAGCUGUUUGAUUCUCUCUGACGGCAGGUUCCAGUCUCCAGGAGCGUGUGUGUGUGUGUGCGUGUGUGUGCGAGUGUGUGUGUGUGUGUGUGUGUGUGUGUGUGUGUGUGUGUGUCUGACGUGUGGAGAUAGGCUGGAAAGGAGAUGUUAAAUGACUUUACUUCUCUUCCCUGAACCACCCCCUACCCCACCGCCAGCCCUUGUAAGGACACCCAGCAAAUUGUCUGAAUUGCCAACUCCUGAGAACCUCAUUGAAGAGGCAGCCAGGGCCUUCAGGCUCCUCAUUGAGGAGCACAGAGUUCUCCUCAGUCCCUGCUGUUCCCUGGCAGGUUCUGAACAGAAAGCCCACGCCUGCUGCCAGAGAACAUUCCACGGGAGAGUUCUGGUGGGCAGCGAGGGACUCCUGCUCUUGCCUCAGGCCACCCAGGAGCCACUCUCCUUCCUCCCUUCUCUGGCCAUGAGCUCUCCCCUCUGGUCCAUCUCUUCCAGCCCUAGCCAAGCUGGCGGGCCAGGUGGGGGCCUGUGCUUUCCCUGGCUGUUCUGCUGGGGUAUAGGAAUGGAGCCCAUAAUCCCCUUUGUUUUUCUUCCUUGUUCCCAGCAUCCUCAUUUGUGGGGAUUUACCUCAUCCUGGAAAGUCCCUUCCCCUCCCCCCGGCCUCCUACCAAGUAGCACCCCAGGGUUGAGCCUUCCUGGCCUCAGUGCCCUGCCCGAUAGGUUAAUGGAACAUUAACAAAGCUGGCUGUCCUCCUGCUCUUCUGGGCCUCCCCUGCCCCGGGGCAGAGACCCUUCCUUCGUCCUUUGUGCCAGGAAGUGUGUUUGGGGGAGAGCGCCUUCACCUCCCAGGGGCCAGGCUUCCAAGCUAGAGCGAAGUCAGGCAGGAGCCAGCUUUCAGCCAGGGCUGGAGCUUCCAGUUGCCGGGGCUUCCAGGGCCGAGUCAGCCAGGACACGGAGGCCUCCGACAGACGUCCACGGGGCAGAGGACAGUGCACAGGGCAGGACUGGCCCGUCCAGGUCUCCAGGUGAACAGGAAGUCCUCAGAGCCUGAGGUCACCCCCAAAGGGAUAGUGUCUUCUCUCUCCUCUGGGAUGUGGCUUGGUAAAUUAACUCAUUUAUACGUUCAGAAGUCACCAAGUACCCAGUCUGUGCCGGCCAGUCAACCCCCGCAAGUCACCGGUCCCUGAAGCCUGGCUCCCAUUCAGUCAGACCAGAGCCAGCUGCCCAGAAGUGCUUCCGGAGAGGCCAUGUCGCACAGGGACGGCACCAUGCCAGACUGCUGCUUUCAGCUCGGGUGCUGAGGGGGUGGAAGGGGGGUAGUCCAGGCAGGAGGGACAGGAGCCAGGAGGAGCUUAGGAAAGUAGGUCACUAAAAAUGACUUUUUUUUUCUUUCCUGUCCAGAGGCUGUCCCCACACCCUGCCCUACUCUCCACUUUGGUCCUGGCUUGGACAGUCCCCCAUCAGAGGGAGGGAGAGGGAGCCAGCCAGGAAGUGUCAGGCCCACCCACUGCCAGCACCAGCUCUAGGCAGGCUGAAGGCCCUGCUCUUCCCUCCUUCCCAGCCUGGCCUGCCUUCUUGCCUGGCCCCGGGGCAGCUGGAGUCAUAAAAGGCAGACCCUGCUCCUAAAUCGCGGAGCAUCUAUGAGCACCAUAGGACCCAUGCAGGGUCCUAGCAUACACAAGGAAUAAGAUAGGUCAGCCUCUUCCCUUACCCCCACCAGAAGCUCGAGAAACACAACUGUAGGCAAAUCAGUGAUUCCGGGGAGUUGGGUAGGAAGACCUUGGGCUCUCCUUGGCCACUGCUGGCACCUCUCUCAGGCUGGUAACCCUGGGAAGGAGGUGAGAAUGAACAAGGGGGAGCAGGAUGGGGGUUUACUCCACUCGAGAAUGCACCAGGCCCAAGAAAUCACCUUAAGCCACACUAGCCGUGCUUCUCGGCACCCACCGAGGCCGAGCCAGGACCUCCUUCUCUGGGGACCCUUUGGCAAAGGCUACAGAGGGCCAGUUCCAGCGUUCUUCCCCACCAGCCUCAGAAAGAAGCCAUGGCAGGGACAGAACCGCAGAUUUCCAGACCUCAAGCCACUUCCCUGUAGCAUCUGCACCCUCCCCUGCCCCCCAUCCUCUAGCCCCUGGGCCUCAGGGAGCAGAUUCCUUACAUGCUUGAGGCAGAACCAAGGAAGUGAGCUGGAGGGAGGUCAGCACAGUCAAGAAAGUGUUAGAAAACAAGCCUCCUCCAACCCCAGUUAAUUAUUGGCAGGGCAAGGGGAAAGGAGGGGUCAGCGAACUCCAGCAGCUUGACCCCAGCCGCCCACCUGGGUCUAGCAUUGGUGACUGAAGCCAGGCAACCAGUGGCCUGUCUUGCCCCCAGCACCCAGGGGACGGGGCCUCGGUGAGGGUCCUGGCCUCUCUCUAGGCAGCGUGGGAAGAAGGCAGAGGGUUCUGCUAACCAUGUAUACUCUGGCUCUGUGCUUGUUCCCCCUCCACAGUUCAAACUUCCCAAAGAGUACAGCUGGCCCGAAAAGAAGCUCAAAGUCUCCAUCCUACCUGACAUGGUGUUUGACAGUCCGCUGCACUAGCCUGGGCUGGGCCCUGCAGGGGCCAAGGGAGAGCCCAGCUGCUCCCCGGUGACUCCAGUGUAACAACUGCGUAAACGAGACUCCCACAAAUAAAAGGACAAGUGUGAGGAUGACCACGCAGCCACUGCGCCCGUAGCCCGCUGGGAUGCCACGCACAGGCCACAGGCCCCCCCCUCACCUGCAGCUCGGGGGCCUCCCCCGGCAGCCGGCCAAGCCAUGUGACCAGGCCCUGGCCCCAGUGGGCCACAGUUGGGCAAAUGCCAACCUUCCCCUCCUGCCACUGCCACAGGUUCCGUUUUGAGAUUUGCCUCCGGACCUCUGAUGUGCUCCUAGGUGGAGACAGGCCUGGUUCUCACCUACCCUCUGCCACACAGCCCAGCAGCAGGGAGGCGGAGUGGCCGCCUGCGCUGCCCAGCUCAACUCUGGGGAGCCUUUGUUAGUCAAGCUCCUCUGGCCAUGGAACGAUUCCUUCGAUCGUGUUUGGUUUUCUUCCUCCUUAUUUUAUUUUGUAGAAACCGGAUGGUAUUUUAUUGCUCUUCAAAGAUGCCCAGAAGCCAUCUAUAUAAUGUUUUUUAAACAGAACUUUAUUUCCAGAUGAACUUUCUCAUUCUCUCAGACAAGGGCCUGGGGCCGUCUCCCCCUGAGCUGCCACCAGAGAAGGUGCCAGUGUUCGCCUGCCAGUCUGGGGCCCUGGAGGAGCCAGCUUCGCGGAGAGGCUUUUCUUCCCAGCUGGGCCUGGUGGAGCCGAGGCACUCCCCCAUGCAGCCUUGAGCCCAGUUUAGCUGGGGCCAGGAAGGGCUGCUGCUGGUUCCCAGCUGGACUGGGUCCCCACAAAGUUCAAGGAUCAUCAGGACCUCCGAGACUUGGUGACUGCAGCCUCACCUUCCAGGCGUUUUCCUCCCAACCAGGCGUGCCUGAGAGAGGGCGAAGCCCAGCGCUUCACAGACCAUCCCCACCUGCCACUCAGGGCCUGGGUCUCCAGCUCUCUGCCACUCCCAUCCCAUUUCCUCAUCCCCUGGGCCUCCCAACCUCCAGGCUGCAGGACUCUGGCUUAUUAAAAACAGAAAAAUCAACCUCUCAACAUGUCUUUCAUUUUGGUUUUGCAAACGCUGCACUCUCCCACCCUCCCGCCCUCCCUGCAUCCAUUCAUUUCUCAUCCUUCAUUCUCUACCCCUUGUCCUGUCUCCUUUCCUGCAUCCUGGCCUCUCUCGGUCCUUGGUCCCUCAUCCCAGUACUGCAGGUCUCAUGGUCUUCCUAUCUCAUAGCCAGCCUAUCUCUGGCCCAUGGUUUUGGGGUUCUUCUUGGGUUGUCUCCCACUUUCGACCUGGAAUCAGCAAAGCCCCUUUCGUGCCCUCUUAGCCCCAACUCCAGGGACGGCUAUUCCGAGAUCACCCUUCAGGCCUUUCCAAAGCAAAGUCCUUUUGUCUGUCAUGGACCACACAGGCCCGUGCCCUGUCCCUGUCUGCAGCCACCAUACACACAGGCACCACCGGGAGUGCCAAGGAGGCCCACGGGGUGCAGGACGCCUCUGAUGAGCAGUCUAGCCAAAGAGCUGCCUCCAGGGGCCGUGAGGGUAGUGGCCAGGCUGUUGGACUUCCAAGGGGCCACUCGGGUCUGGUUCCUUCUCUGCAUACACCAGCAGGGCUGCCUGGUUAACCCCAUCAAACUCAGCGCUUCACGGCGGAUCAGCCUGGCAUUUGGGAGAGACGCCCCCACACGCACACAAGCGCCGAAGAUGGAAGCCCCUCGGGACCUGAUGUUGGCAGCAGCUGUGCCUUCUGCUCUGAGGACUUUUCCAGAAGGACGUUUCCUGGCCUUCACUCACCACAGCAUCCCUGCCUUUAAAGCUCUUGUCUUCAGACAUUUCAUGGCCAAAGAGGUGCCACUGGCUUGCCUCCCUGCUCGCCAUCCUGACCUGCCCCUCCACAGAUUCUUUCUUUCUGGGGACCUGCCUCUACCUGCCUGGUUUGGCUUGCGGGGAGGGGCUAUUUUCUGAGCUAAGUUUUGUUGUCAGUGUGGGAGGCAGAAGGGAAGCAGGGGAGCUCUGAGAUGAGCCUGUGAAGCCCGUGGCCCCUUCCUGCCCUGUCAGUGUAGGGAACCUCCAAAAUUUGGCUGGGACCAGCCUCCAUCUCCUUUCCCUACAGUGCAUGGGCUCUGGGGGAGUGGUAGAACAUUCGCCAUCUCUGCCCAGACCUCCUUUCCCUUAGGCGGUGGUGCCUUCCAGAGGUUUCUCAGCGAGGGGGCCCUCCACUGAGCUUCUGGCUGGUGAGAGGGGACCCUCACUAGGGAUGAAGCGAGGCUGACCGUGGGCCAUGCCCAGCACAGCACUUGGCAUAUGAUGGACGCUCACUAGAUGGACCCCUUCUUUCCCUCCCUGUAGCUCUUUGGGAGCCCUGACCUCAUUCCUCCCUCCCUAAAUCUGCCUCUUCCACAGGCUUCCUCGAAACUUGCCCCAUCCUACCCCGUCCCUCCAGGUCCCCGUGGCUGAAGCUUCCGAGAAGAAGGGGUUCCCCCAUGCUGUUUGCCAGCUAUACGAGGCAGACGCCCACGGCCCCUCAGGUCCAGUGUGGGCUGCAGGAGGACCACAGACCCCGCUGCCAUUCUGUGGGGCUGGAGAGGCUCAUGCAAGGUCUCAGGUCUGGCUGGGGAGCUGGUGCCUCUUCCUGCCCUUCUCUUCCCAAGGCGAGGCUUCAGGGCAGGGGCUGGGAAGCCUUGGGGAGAGUCUAAAGGGCUAGGACGUUUUAAAAAAUAAACACAGGGUCUUGAGACUGGGUUUUGAGAUUGAGUUGAGAGCAGGGAAAAAACCUGAAGGUCGGCCCCUAUGGGGCAGACCAGGAGAGAAUUCCCUUGACUGUAUUUUUUUAUCUGGUUGUCUUUCCUCUCUGGCUUCCAGGUCCCUGUGCCAGGUGAGGUACCUGGGUCCCUGUUGUAAGUCAGGAGCCCUGUAGAAAGAGCCCUCCUUUUGUACAAGUACCUGAAUGCUGCAAUGAGCAGACUUUUGUAAAAUUUUAUAUUAGUUUCUAAUGUCAAUGGUGACUCGGUUCCUGGGGGCUGCAGCCAGCCUGGGACUUUUGUAAGAAUUUUUGGGUGACUCACUUAGAUGUCGUUUCCUUCCUGCCCCCUCUUCCUCUGUGUAAUCUAAGUGCAUUAAACGUAUUUGCAGAA
Molecule: messenger RNA, 7304 nt
Organism: Orcinus orca (killer whale)
Lineage: Eukaryota; Metazoa; Chordata; Mammalia; Artiodactyla; Delphinidae
Gene: SUFU
Product: SUFU negative regulator of hedgehog signaling
Exons: 11
Coding region: 201-1721 (506 amino acids)
Cellular component (GO): nucleus; cytoplasm
Molecular function (GO): transcription factor binding
Source: RefSeq, a predicted model, not a curated record